AUGCUCCCCUUAUUAGUUUGCAGGGUUUCCUGCGCCUUGCUUACUGUUGUCUGGCUGCAGUGCCUUCUCUCUCCAGGUGCUGUAGCCAUAGCAGCGAGGGAGCUGCACAUUUCGACAGCGAAGAGCGUGCCUGCCGCUGAUCCUAAUUCUGAUCCGGUAGGCCAUCUCCCGAUCAGUCGUGGAGAUGACCAUUUGUUUCUUAUAUCCAGCAGAAGCGGGAACGGCUGCAACACAGGGGAUCGGAGGUCGGCUGCAUCGGCUUCGGAGCUGUCUGUUCAUGUUGAGCCGCCAAGAUCAGCCAGGCCAGGCCGGUUCUUCUCUUCUCCCGUAUUAUUCAAAGUAAAGUCUUUUGCGGCAGCGGCGAUUGGAACACUAGCAAUUAUUUACCUGGUGAUGCGUUGCACAGGAAACCGGGGGCUUCCUUCGGUGCGAGGGCAAACGCUGAGGGCACUUUCUGACUCGACAGAAAGCAGCAGCGCCAGCGACGGGGCCAGCGUCAGCAGCGACGUUGAGAGCAGCUCGGAAGGUGACUCCGGGGUGUCUGCUUGUGACGUCUUGAAUGUUGAGGAAAGGCCGGCAUUCUCGGCACCUAGGUGGAAAAUAUCUGAAGAGGAGGUCCACGACAGAGCAUCCUUAUUAUUUAAAGAAGCCAGGGAUUUAAUGGCAUCGGCCCUAAAAGUACUACCUCUUUUCAGGGGGCCCGUCCAUAACCCUCUAACCACGUUGCUUAUCAUCGUGGCCCAGGAACUAGCUUCUGUUCGUUUCCAUGCAGAUCUUUGGGUGCAGGCACGAUGGAGCCCAGCAAUGGGUGAAAUAUUAGAAAGUGGGAGGAAACUUGUGGGCUCUGGGGAGGCUUCGAAAGCCAGUUCUGCCAUGUCGAGGGGCUGCCAAAACGUGCUUUCGUUUUUGGAAAGUCUCGCUGAACAUAAUCCCGAGAAGAACCCGCGGGAGCAGGAACAGGCCCUGAAGGAUCUGUUAGCUGCUGUGACAAUGGCGCGGGCUGCAUUCCAUCAAUGCGCAGUUGCUCUUUCCGUUCUUUUACCAUGGACAGAGGCGAAAGCGCAGAAAGCAGCAGGAAUCGAGGGUAGAGGGGCCAGAGGAAGAAAAGGUGACUCGCGCGUCAUACCAAAAGAACUGGAGGCGCCAUUGACGGCAGUGUUGACAACGGUACAAUUGGCUCGCCGUGAAGCAUUGCUGUCUGACCCCGAGUUAAGUGCUUGGAUAGAAGUUUGCGAACGAAAACUUAGACAAAAAAUUAUAGCAAACUCAAAAUUUGGCCGCGCAGCCACUACCGCUUCUCCGUUAGUAGCUCAAAUGAGUGAACUCUUAAGAAGCUGUGAGGAUCCCGUACGAAAAUUGCGUACCGCCCACGAUGAUGCGUUCAAAAGCUCCCUCAGCGACGAUUCUACGCCCGUCGUGGCCACAAAAAAACGGCCAACGAGAACAACAGAGCGGUCUUGGGCCGUAGCAGUAAGAGGGGCCCUGAGGAGAGAUGGAAGUCAAACUUCUACCAGUUCCUCUAGCUCUUCUAAAGCCAAGCAUGCAGACGCAGCUGCAGUACAAGCCGAAAUUUCAGGAGGACAGUCUAGGCCGUCUCGGAAAAAAAGAACUGAACCUACAGUACUGUGGCUACCCCCAUAUUUUCCGAUGCCUGGCGUAUUGUCGUUGGCACCCGACGGAGGCUUACGAUUCCCCGCACUUCCUCUAAUUCGCAGGCCUAAUAUGGACCCCGUAUCUUGGCCUUUAAUUACAAGUAGUCCGUGGCUUUCCCUACCCGGAACAAUCCCAAAGACUUCUCCGACAGCAUUGGCUUUGGAGGCGCCUGCAGCGGCCCCAAAGUAUUUGCUCAAAAAGAAAGCCCUGAAUCCAGAUGCUCCUCCAUUUACACCCAAGUUGACUAUGCAGGAUAGGGGCGAAGGUACAACUGUAGGGACGAAGAAGAAAAAACACGAUAUAGUAAGAGCUCCCGGGGCGAAUAAGGGCCCAGGGACACCCUUUUACGGCCAUGCAUGGGGCGAGCCUUCAGAAAGCACUGGGCAAGAGGAAAGUUCAGACAGUGGAGAGGAGCCCUUAACGUAG
Messenger RNA from Eimeria tenella, 2079 nucleotides. RefSeq lists its product as uncharacterized. Bases 1 to 2079 code for a protein of 692 amino acids. The record is from RefSeq and is a predicted model, not a curated record. Lineage: Eukaryota; Apicomplexa; Conoidasida; Eucoccidiorida; Eimeriidae. The transcript has a single exon.